Molecule: messenger RNA, 918 nt
Organism: Necator americanus (New World hookworm)
Lineage: Eukaryota; Metazoa; Nematoda; Chromadorea; Rhabditida; Ancylostomatidae
Exons: 11
Coding region: 1-918 (305 amino acids)
Molecular function (GO): palmitoyltransferase activity
Source: RefSeq, a predicted model, not a curated record
AUGGCUAGUUGUUGCGAUUCUUCGAAACUGCACUCUAAGAUGGAGCCCGAUGAAUUAAGCGAUAUACAAUCUCGAUUGUACAAGAUGAUCCCGAAACAAACACAGGACAUGAUAGCGACAGCGAUUUUUCUCGUGGUAUUACCGAUUGGCUUUCUCAUUAACAUAUUCCUCAUUAUGCCUCUUUGGUACCCACCUUUUGGUGAAGCAUGGGUCACCCGUGUUGUCGGCUUUCUUUUCUUGGCGUUCAAUGUAUAUAUGAAUUGGUAUAAAAUGUUGCAAAUUGGACCUAGUGGGUUGAGUCCAGCGCUUCCGAACAUCGUCAAAGCUGGUUUCAGGUAUUGUCACUCGUGCCACACAAAUGCUCCUCCUAGAGCAUAUCAUUGUCCCGUGUGCGAUGUAUGUUGUUUCCGCAGAGAUCAUCAUUGCUCCUUCGGAGCGGUUUGUGUGGGACAUUUUAAUCAAAGAUACUUUGUCGCAGGGGUUGCAAAUCUUUUUGUGCUGAUGCUUCCACUGUUCAGCUAUACAUGGGAAUAUGUAUGGACUCGAAUGGAUGGAGGUUUUUCAUUGGGCCGUUCAUGGCAGAUUUUCCUCCCUCAUCUUGCUCUUUUGGCCAGAGUAAUCUCAUUUCAUCAGUUUUGCUGCAUAGUAUUCUGUGCGUCCACAUUUACGGUCCUACUAUUCGUGUCAUACCUGCUUUUUGCGCAAUUAUUUUGUAUUUGGAAUGGCCAAACAAGGAUGGAGUAUUUGUUAGAAGUACAUGCCUAUCAGCUUGGCCUCCUGGAUAACCUCCGACAAUGCCUAGGAUCCCGAUGGCCUCUAAUUUUUAUAAGCCCUUUCGUUUCUAGUCCUCUACCAUCUGAUGGAAUGUCAUUUGUGACAAGGGAGAUUAAAGAGUUGAACGAUCCGAAAUACCUGUAG